This is a messenger RNA of Menidia menidia (Atlantic silverside), 912 nucleotides long. Lineage: Eukaryota; Metazoa; Chordata; Actinopteri; Atheriniformes; Atherinopsidae. The record is from the annotation of a GenBank genome assembly.
CUGUCUGGGUUUCCCUCUACAGGUAAUGUCUUUGUGGUGAGCUUGGCGUUUGCUGACCUUGUGGUGGCUUUCUACCCCUAUCCCCUGGUACUUUAUGCUCUUUUCCAUGACGGAUGGGGACUGGGAAACACACAAUGCAUGGUCAGUGGUUUCCUGAUGGGACUGAGUGUUAUCGGUUCCAUUUUCAACAUCACUGGGAUCGCGGUCAACAGAUACUGCUACAUCUGUCACUCAUUCUCCUACAGCAAACUGUACAGCUAUCGCAACACUUUUAUGUUUGUUGCCUUAAUUUGGGUGCUCACAGUCGUGGCCAUUGUUCCGAAUUUAUUCGUUGGUUCUCUGCGCUAUGACCCGCGCGUCUACUCCUGCACCUUCGCCCAGAAUGUCAGCAGCUCUUACACGGUGGCCGUGGUGGUGGUCCACUUUCUGGUCCCCAUUGCAGUGGUUACUUUUUGUUAUCUACGCAUUUGGGUUCUUGUGAUUCAGGUGCGGCGAAAAGUGAAGACUGAAGAGAGCCCUCGCCUCAGACCAAGUGACUUGCGGAAUUUCAUCACCAUGUUUGUGGUCUUUGUGUUGUUUGCCAUCUGCUGGGCCCCACUUAAUCUGAUAGGCUUAGCGGUGGCAAUAGAUCCGGCCCAUGUGGCUCCCCGCAUCCCUGAGUGGCUUUUUGUGGUGAGCUACUUCAUGGCCUACUUCAAUAGCUGUCUGAAUGCCGUCAUCUAUGGUUUACUUAACAGGAAUUUCAGGAAUGAGUACAAACGCAUCGUCACCUCUGUCUGGGUGACCCGGCUAUUUGUGACGGAGACAUCAAGAGCCGCCACAGACGGGAGGAGCAUGAGGAGCAAGCAGUCAUUGCCUCCACCACUGAACAACAACGAUUCAGUCAGAGAUCGAGUGAACAAAGAUUCUUGA